Messenger RNA from Coniophora puteana RWD-64-598 SS2, 946 nucleotides. RefSeq lists its product as uncharacterized. The transcript is spliced from 3 exons. The coding region runs from base 478 to 777 and encodes 99 amino acids. The record is from RefSeq and is a predicted model, not a curated record. Lineage: Eukaryota; Fungi; Basidiomycota; Agaricomycetes; Boletales; Coniophoraceae.
CCUGCUUUCGUCAACCUCCUUCCGACAAUCGAUAGCCACCCCUCAUUGACCAUGGCCUCAUUGUCCGCACCUGCUGCACGUCUACGCCGACCUGCCUGCGCUCUCGCCACCUCACGGGAACUCGAACCUUGCUCGCUGUUUGCCACCGACUCGCGACCAAGUACUGGCAUAUCACAGGCGACUGGAGGUUAGGAUAUGACAGGGUCUAUAUGGAUGCAUAACUACUCUCUGGUUCGAUGAUAGUACGGCCUCCUCUGGUCAGUUACACUGACUCACCGUCCAAACGAUGACCAGCUUUGACAAUGAAACUAAAGAACAUGAUGAACAUGAUGAACUUGGGCCGGACGCGAGAAUACCGAGAACAAUGAGGACACGCGUAGAAUUAGAGCAAGGGCUAGAGCUCUCGUUCAAGGGUGCAGUUGCGGUGAAUGACAGGGAGGGCAGCUUGGUGGAGAUAGGCUGAAGAGAUGGGAUUUUAUGGCGACACGAAUUCUGGCGCGAAAACCAACAAGAGCAUCAUACGAUAUGAUCGGGGAUAACGCCAAGUUCAUCGUAUUGUAUACGUUCUCCAGAUCUACGCAUAGCAAGGCUACACUUCCCGUUGCGGGCCUCACUUGCUCCCCGAAUUCAUGGAGAUCACCACAACCCUUGCCUGAGGCUCAUGAUGUGCCAUCUCUACACUCAGCGCCCCCUGACAUACAUACCGAGUCCCCCGGUUUUCCAACCUUGUCGGCAACGGACUGCUCCCUGAGCUCCCCAAAUCCUGUAUCAAUCUAGCUAAGGCAGUAUACAAUAUUGACGCAUCCCCCUCUGCUUCUGUCACACCCUUCGCCUCGCACUCCGGAGAAGCCGAUUGGCAGCUCUGAAACCCCGCCCGUUACACUGAAACUUACUUCUGGAUAUGCUGAUAGUAAACUAGGGUACAUCAUCCUACAUUGCAAACUGU